AGCACAUCUUAUAUAAGCCUUUAAUAGGAAAACAAAAGAUUUACAUGUCUCUAACAUAAUGAGCAACCACAACAACAUCAAUACUCAAGAGUCUUUGCAACCUACCAAAAAUGCAUAUGCAUGGUACAACGAGGAUAGAGACUCAUUUUUAGACAUUAUAUCUCCACCAUCACGUCUCUUUCCUCAUAUCCUGAAUGAAAGAGUUGAUAUUGAUCCAUGGUUGUGGUCACUUGAGGAUAGAAUCUUCACUUUACCUUCCUCCAUAAUGAGUUUCCCACAACCUCAAAUGCAUCUUGUGGUGUUGCAAAACAAUUUGGCAAACCACACGAAUUUGAGGUCAAGACAAACGAAUCGAUCACGAACACAAACACAAACACAGACACAAACACGUGAUUCAAACAAUAAAACAAAAGCUUUAGAGAAGCUUAGGAAAGAGAUUUACAAUCGUGUUCCUAAGAAGAUUAUACAAAGGUUGGGUAGGUUUUACUCACAAAAGGAUGGUGGAGAGACAAUAGAAGAAGCACACGAAGAAGACGAUGAUGAUGAUAAAAGGUGUGUCAUAUGCUUAGAAGACUUAGAAGCAAAACAAGUGGUGAUGGUGACACCAUGUAAUCAUACGUUUCAUGAGUAG
Molecule: messenger RNA, 631 nt
Organism: Lactuca saligna
Lineage: Eukaryota; Viridiplantae; Streptophyta; Magnoliopsida; Asterales; Asteraceae
Source: the annotation of a GenBank genome assembly